AUGGAUGCUAUUGCUGACCCAACAUUCCAACAAACAAAGGCAAGAUCGAUACAUACAGAAGAAUUACCCUCUUUACUUACUGUAGUUCUUGAUACAUCACCUAAAUCAUGGAUCAAAUUUGAUGAGGAAACCGAUAAAAAGGAUAAUAUUCUACAUGUUUUGCAAGCAUUAAUUGUAUUUUUGAAUGCUCAUCUAUCUUUCAAUACAUCCAAUCAGGUCGCUGUUAUUGCAGCGCAUUCACAUGGGAUCAAAUAUUUAUAUCCAAAGAAUAAAAAUAACACUGAUAGCGGUAAUGGUAGUACUACCACAGAUAAUAACGAUACUAAGAUAGAUACUGUGUCUAAUUCAAAUGAUCAAUGUAUUAUAAGUCCUGGAAUGUAUAGAAGAUUUAGGAAUGUAGAUGAAACUCUAAUUGAAGAAGUCGUAAAAUUAUUUAAUGAAGAAAAAGAACGUGUAGAUAAAACUAUACAAAAAAGCACGUUACCAGGGGCUAUGUCAGCUGCUUUAGCUUAUACCAACAGAUUGCUAAAGGAGUUCGAAACAUUAUCGUUGAAAUGUAGAGUAAUGGUAGUGACAUGUGGUAACUCGGAUCAAAAGGAGGAAAUUUUCCAAUAUAUACCAAUUAUGAAUUGUAUAUUCUCGGCUACAAAGAUUAAAUGCCCCAUUGAUGUGGUGAAAAUAGGCGGUUCAAAAGACUCAACGUUCCUACAACAAACGACUGAUGCUACAAACGGUGUAUAUUUACAUGUGGAUUCCACAAAGGGGUUAAUCCAAUAUUUAACUACUGCAAUGUUUAUUGACCCAUCUUUAAGACAAAUUAUUGUAAAACCGAAUCAAGGUUCAGUAGAUUUCAGAACAUCUUGUUAUUUAACGGGUAAAGUCGUCGCUGUAGGAUACAUUUGUUCUGUGUGUUUAUGUGUCUUAUCCAUAAUUCCACCUGGAAACAAAUGUCCUGCUUGUGAUUCUGAAUUCGAUGAACGUGUGAUUGCUAAAUUAAAAAAGAGACCUGUUGUACCCAAACUUAAGAAAAGAGUCAAUAAAUCAAAAUAA
Arxiozyma heterogenica is the source of this 1050-nucleotide messenger RNA. RefSeq names its product TFIIH/NER complex subunit TFB4 (gene TFB4). The record is from RefSeq and is a predicted model, not a curated record. Lineage: Eukaryota; Fungi; Ascomycota; Saccharomycetes; Saccharomycetales; Saccharomycetaceae. Gene Ontology annotation, biological process: nucleotide-excision repair; regulation of DNA-templated transcription. Gene Ontology annotation, cellular component: transcription factor TFIIH holo complex; transcription factor TFIIH core complex. The transcript has a single exon. The coding region runs from base 1 to 1050 and encodes 349 amino acids.